UAAAAACUUGACGGGUGACAGAGAGAGGGGUUCCAGCUAGGCCGGUUUGAUUUUCGUCGCUGGGGUGCCGGGAUUCCUGCACGCCAUGGGGAAGAGGGAUAACCGGGUGGCAUAUAUGAAUCCCAUAGCAAUGGCUAGAUCACGAGGUCCUGCUCCAUCUUCAGGACCUACCAUACAAGACUACUUGAACAGACCAAGACCAACAUGGGAAGAAGUAAAAGAACAACUAGAAAAAAAGAAGAAGGGUUCCAAGGCCUUAGCAGAAUUUGAAGAAAGAAUGAAUGAGAACUGGAAAAAAGAACUGGAAAAACAUAGGGAGAAAUUGUUAAGUGGAAGUGAGAGCACCUCACGAAAGAAAGAGAAAAAGAAAAAAGAGAAGAAGAAAUCCAGUAGGUUGUCUCCAUCUUCCUCUUCCUCAUCAAGCUCUGAUUCUUCCAGCAGUUCAUCUGAUGUUGAAGAUGAGGAUAAGAAACAAGGGAAAAAGAGAAAGAAAAAAAAAUACCGCUCCUUACAGAAGUCAUCUGAAAGCUCUAGUUCAGAUUCUGAUUCGGGUAGCAAGGACAGCUUAAAAACUAAACGGUCAAAGGAAGAUUAUGAAAGAGACAAGGAUUCCAAAAGUCUUGUUAGGAAAAGAAUAAAAGCUGAUCGUAUGGAAGAAUUAUUACCAUCGGACUCUUCAUCAGAAUCUGUUCAAGCAGAGGAGGUACAAGCAAAAAAGAAGAAAAACAGUGAAGAAAAAGAGAAAAAUGAUAAAACAAAAAAGCGGAAGAAGCACAAGAAGCAUGGCAAAAAGAAGAAAAAGAAAACAGCAAGCUCAAGCUCUCAUCCAAAAUACUUAAGUCAAGUUUUUUUUUCAUCAAAAGUGCAAUGAGACUAUAGAGAAUUGCAAUUGUGAAAAUUAUGACAAAUUCUGCCAACUGCAUGAGCUCUCCUAUGUGUUAACGAAUCUAGACAUUCAGCUUGCCCGGUACCAUUGGGCUGGAAAUAGCCAUUGUUGUUGCCUGAUGCUUAAUAUACAUGUAGUACCCCCUUCUAGCCCUCCAGUAGCUGGUAGGACAUAUUUUGAAAGAAGUCCAUCCCAUGGUUUAAAUGAGUGAGCAGCAGUGUAAAACUGGGUGGAUACCAAGAGGUUUUGCCUACUGUAUUCAGGGAUCUGUGCACAUGUUCUGAUAUACAGAUGUCAAUCAGUUUCAUCUGCUGUAAUGAAUGAGGCAGCUCCCUGUGGACAAAGAUGCUGUAUACGCAUUGGGAUGUCUGUACUCAAACCAAAGUUGAAUUGAGUUUUUAUUUUAACAGACUAGUAACGGAACUUAAUUUUCUAUUACAAAGAUAUUUGCAAAAUUCCUCUACAGAAUUGAAUGUCACAUGGCAACUCCUGUGACAUUUCAUUUCUACUGAUACCAUUUUUGGAACAGGAGCAUACCAUUACUAUAUACAAAUCUUACUUUUUUAGAUACGUGUAAUAUAAUUUUGUGCUUGUGUGUUUGGGUUGAAGUUGAUUAGAGGGCAUUGAUUUGACAAAGGAUAACAGUUUUGCUAAUAGUGUUACGAUACUUCCAAUAAUACAAACUGCAGCCUUUUUCUUUAUGAAUUUAAGGGAAAAUCCACUAAGAAUUUUCUGAUAAUGUCCCAUUAAAGUAAAUGGAACUGUGGAAGACUAGCUAGGCCAAGAAUUAUAACUGAGCUGAUUAUGAUGGGCUGCUAUUUUUUUAUUUAUGUGUAAUAACUUUCAUUUUUCAUCCUGGGAUGGCAGUAAUUCUAAUAAUGAAAUAUAGGCUUGGCUGAUAUUUCUAAAAAUGAAAGCUGGACAUCAUUCUUUUUCCUUAGUCAUGUUCAUAUCUAGUGUUGGAGUUGGGUAGGGAGAAAAGUGCCUAUAGUUUAGGAGCAAGUGAAGAUGGGGACUGACAGUUCAGUUAGCCUCGUUUUUAUUUCAAAUAUAAGACACUCUGCUUUAUAUAUGAGGAAGAAAGGAAAAAUAUAGCUUAUUAUUCCCAUCUAAAUUGGCCCUGCCUCUAUUUUGAACCCGUAGCAUAUGCUGCUGGAGUAGGCAAAGAUACCAAUCUAAUAUGGCAUAGCUGAUAUCUCUAAAGUGAGGACUUUAUUACCAUUGAAUUAAAACAAUACUGAGAUAAUAAUAAUAUGCAUCACCAUUAUUUGAAGUGGCAUUGAGUUUAAUUGUACUUUUUUGUUAUUUUUUUAAACUAUUAACAUAUUUAGAAUUAAUGUUCUGCAUGAUUUUGUACCAUUGUAAUAACUAAUUAAGGAAUACAGUUAUAAUCAGUGUUUUUAAUUAUUAAUUAUAUUUCACAUGCAACAUUGCAUUCAUCCUUGUGUUAAUGUACACCUGCUGAAAAUAUUUAGCAUGUAAAAAGCUGAGGGGUGUUAUCAGACAGCUUCAUAUUGAAACUGUUUUUAUUCUACACAAGUUCAGUGGAAGAUCUCUUAUACAACUAUGUCCUGGUAUACACAAACUGCCAGACACUUAGUAAAGACAAUGUUUUAAAAGUUCCUUUGUUCUGGAUUAUGUGUGUAUCAUUUUAGCUUCUUUAGCAAUAAAGCGUAUUUCCCUGUA
This is a messenger RNA of Candoia aspera, 2572 nucleotides long. RefSeq names its product family with sequence similarity 133 member B (gene FAM133B). NCBI's taxonomy places the organism in Eukaryota, Metazoa, Chordata, Lepidosauria, Squamata, Candoiidae. The coding region runs from base 86 to 871 and encodes 261 amino acids. The record is from RefSeq and is a predicted model, not a curated record. The transcript is spliced from 11 exons.